Nasonia vitripennis (jewel wasp) is the source of this 3575-nucleotide messenger RNA. RefSeq names its product DNA replication factor Cdt1 (gene dup). The transcript has 4 exons. Gene Ontology annotation, cellular component: nucleus. Gene Ontology annotation, molecular function: DNA binding; DNA polymerase binding. The record is from RefSeq and is a predicted model, not a curated record. Bases 292 to 2409 code for a protein of 705 amino acids. Gene Ontology annotation, biological process: DNA replication checkpoint signaling; mitotic cell cycle; regulation of DNA-templated DNA replication initiation. Lineage: Eukaryota; Metazoa; Arthropoda; Insecta; Hymenoptera; Pteromalidae.
UUUUUCUCUCCCAACAGUCACUCACUCCACUACGCCAGCAGUAGAUCCCGCGAGAACGACCGUUGCACAUUGCGUCCACCACACUUCACACACGCUCUCCCAAAAAACGCAUCGGUUCUGUUCUUCAUUCUCUCUCUCCCUCUCCCCCGCCUGCAUUCUUUUCUUAGCCUACUCGCAGCACGUUUCCUCUGCCGAAAAGUUGUCGUAAUACAGCUGCACUUUAACCAGUGGCAGCCUCGUUCUCGGAGAAUAAAAAACAGCUGAGCCAGGUCGACGACGACGACGACGACGAUGUCGCAGCAGUCGGUCACGGCGUAUUUCCACACGAGGAAGCGCCGGGCCAGCGAGGAACUCCGAGCCAAGUCGAAGGUUCUAAUCCUCGACGACAAUGAUAGAAGGCAAGUCCUCGACCUGAUCCCAGAGGACAAUUCCACCAGGUCAUCCGAGCAUCAGACUCAACCAGUCAAGAGCAAUAAGAGCAAAAUGGAAACAAAGAAAGACAUGGUGGCAAGAAAUUUGCAAUUCGACUUGAGCUCCAAAUCAUCAAAAUCAACCUCUAGAUCAAGAGCAACAAGGGCCAAUGCAAAGAAAACCAUUGUACUUGAGGAUGGCCAGACUGACAUUCGUGAAACUCUGCUAAAGGUCAAUAAGGAAAUUGAAGAAGAUAAGAAAGUUGUGUUUGAGAAAUUAGGAUGUUUGAGCCCUAAAAAAUCAACGAAAAAACGUGUAACUAAGACUGUUAAACCUAGCCAAGCUGAAGAGAAGAUUCAGGAGCCUGCCUAUUUCAAGACUCCCACUAAAGAGUCACCAAUGAAAAACAAAGACAUGAGUUUGGAUGAAAUAAAAGCCAAGAUAACUACUAGCUCAAGAAUUGCUGAGCUCAGAGCCAGGAUUAAUAAGUUCAAGAGCUGUGAAGAUAAGUUAGAGAAACUAAAUCAAAUGCAGCAAGACAGGAAAGAGCAAGCAAAGAAAAACGAAGAAAGAGUGAAAAUUAAGGAGUUUGAACGUAUACAGCUUGAAAUUCCAGUGAGUCCUCAAAAAUCUCUUCAAUCGCCCAACAAGUUCUUCAGUCCUACCAAGACAAUUCAGCUCUCGCCUAAAGCCAGUCCGGCACGUCGUCUGCUUUUUGAGCCUAAAGAAGCUCCUGCCAGUCCAGUCAAGGGUAGUCCCACUAAAACGCCAGCUUAUCAAAAAUACCAGUCUUUGGUGGAUACAGGAGGAAAAGCUCUCGCUUUGCCCUACAAAUACCGAUUCUUGGCAGAAGUAUUCCGUAGCAUUGAUACCAUUGCUGCGAUGUUAUACAACCGCAAGGAAAAUGUUACGUUCUCGAAACUCAGGCCUGCCGUUCAAGAAUUGGUGCGGCGUGACUUUACACUCGAGCAUCUGGCUCAGAUCAAAACCAUUUACCCAGAUGCUUUCAACUUCCAACAAACAAAAAUGCGUGGCUUUGGUGUGAAUAAUACCGAAAAGUACGAGCUUGUAAUUACUCCGUUCGCCGAACUCGAAAAGGAGAAGAGUGGCAGGAACACCCCAGAUGCAGAUAACGUUUUGAAAUCCGCCCAAGAAACCAUCAUGGGACCAAACGUCGUGUUGGAACGUAAACGCAAGUUCUACAACGCUCUACUAGAUAUUGUGAAAGACGAGCACGAGAAGUUCCUACGAAGUCUUGACCCACCCAUGGUCAUACCCAAAGACAAGAUUACCAGGUGGCAUCCAGAGUUCGAUAUCGAGGCUUGUAAAGAUAUCGAGAAGUCGGAAUUACCUAAGCCACCGACUCGAGAAAAGCUUGCGACUGCCAAAGACGUGCUGGAAAAGGCAAAUAUAAUGUUCAAUAACAGUUCGCGUAUGCAGAAAGCUAUUGAAAUGCUAGCGGAUAAUCGGGCGAAGAUGGACAAUGCUACGAUUACUAAUACAGAAUUGCCAGGAACGACAGAGCCCUUACGAAACGUGGACAUCUCAAUUGUGGACACACCACCUGCCACCCCCAAGACGAUAAAGCCUUCUACAAAUCCACUUCUGAAAGGAAUACCACUCUCCUUGCUUGAGAAAGUACGAGCGAAACAAGCGGCCAAAGCCAUGGAGAUGAUGACCCGUUCGACGGACCAGAGUAAGGAAGCGGUUAUGUACACCAGACUACCAGAAAUGGCGAAGAUUUUACGAAAUAUUUUCGUCUCUGAGAAGAAAGGCGUACUACCUCUUGAAUUCGCCGUGAAAAAACUCGACGACUCGUACAGAACGAAACUCACCUUAAACGAGCUCGAAGAGCACAUAAGGCUAAUGAGCAAACUCCUACCUCUCUGGGCGACGAUACCCGUCGUGCGGAAAGUUGAAUAUUUGAAACUCGCCAGGGACUUCGACAUGACUAAGGUCAUAAAAAGACUGGAGGUGCUGGCUGAUGAAAAAGUAUGAUUAUCGAGCGCGAGAACCUAGGACUUAAGUAUGAUAGUUUGAUAAAAAAGGUGUAUCUUACGGGAUUUCGAUUGACUUUUAGAACUGCGAGUUAUUUUACAGACUGUAGUGAUUUAUUGUUGGUACUGAAGCUAUGUCGUUUUUACUAGAUGAGUCGUCUCGUUUUUACAAUAAUCUAUUUUCAUAUCGCAGCUUUUUUCACAUCUGUUUAUCAUUAGCUUUCGUUUAGAAUAAAGAUUUUUUUCAAGCUUAUAAAAGGAUUUUUCAUUUGAUUUCGCAUUGUCACGGUUAAACGUGAAAUUUGUCUACUUUUAUUUUUUUAGAUUACGAAAUAAAUAUUAGGCGCAAAGAAUGCUGCGACUGCAUUUAAAACAAAAAUAGUUUAUUGUAAAACUCUAAUUUUCGCUAAUAUGUAUUCAAGUCUACGACCGUAUAUUAUACUAAAUAAAAUACACCACAAUAACUAACAGUUCUUGAACAUGCCGUAAGAUGUACUUUUUCUCAUCAAAGGAGCGUGAUAGGAAUUUCGGCAAUAAUAAUUAUUUUUAUAUAUAAGACUUAACUAUACUAUAUAUUUACAUAUUUUUUUGUAUAAUGUAAAAAUGCGUAUAAUACUAAUGUACUGCAAAAUUGCAGAUGAACUUUGGGAAUGAAUGUUCGCGACUAUGAAAAGUAUGACUUUGUAUUCAAUUUUUUACCAGUAUAUAGUAUAGUUUGCACACAUGUAUAGCCAACGAUCUUUUAUAUAAUAAGAGUAUGCAAUAAACGUGUAUAAAAUGGGAUCAUAUUUUGCAGUUACUAUGGACAAAAGGUUUUGAUAAAUAUGCUGAUUAUAUUAAUAAUAAUCAAAAUUUUUAUUGUAAAAAAGUUACUAAAAAAUCUCUGUAACAAUAGUUUGUGGACCACAUAUAUACAUGUAAUACAGAAUUAAAUAAUUUCUUAUAAUUAGUUCGAUAUUCGAGGCGAGAAUUAAUAAUGCUAUGCAACUAUGUUACGCAGCAUUGAUAUUCGAUUUUUGCAAAACGUAAACGAUCAUAGAAAAUCGCUUUUGCCAUUCAUCCAAAGUAGCUCCAUAAACAGUCUUGUCGCAGAAUAUCUUGGAGACUACCUCACGCACAGUUUGGUUGGACCUAAAACAAAUACAGUGCAAAUACAAUUUAGUUAAA